GUUUGCGACUGUCAUUUUAAUCCACAUUGUUGAAACACUUGAAUGAAAAACAUGGACAAAAUAAAUACGAAUAUCACGAAAAUUGGCGUCUUGGUGCUUCUCGUGGUUAUAUAUGCAUGCGUAUCUGUAAAUGGAGCACGUUCAAACUGCAAAUUCGGGACAGACUGUGAGAAAUGCUCUAAGGGUCAUUUCAAGAUGGUACGGCUUGGCAAAAGGGAUGUAAAGGUGUGUUGCUCUGGGUGCAGCAAAUACUGCAAGGCCGGAAACAGACGUAGUGACGGAAGACCAUAUUGCACUUGCUAUUAUCCGAAAGACAUAAAGGGAGAUUGUUGGAAAGGCGAGCAAUGCGAGACCUGUUUGAAAGGACCAAACAAGGGUUACGUUGGAUACAUCAACAUUAUUCCAGUGUGUUGCGCAAAAUGUGAGAGAUCUGGCCUCAUGCUUGGAGGAGGAAAGCUGUGCAACUGUCGACAUAAUGGUCCUUGAACUUUGUAAUCAUCUUUGGGAAUCGUCACAUAAGUAGAUCAUCUGUUGUCACCUUCAAAAUAAAUGCUUUUGUGUUCCUUUAUUUGUUUCGUUUGUGCAAGUGUGUGAGUGUGUGUAUUUUGGUCGUGUACGUCCGCG
Molecule: messenger RNA, 624 nt
Organism: Mercenaria mercenaria
Lineage: Eukaryota; Metazoa; Mollusca; Bivalvia; Venerida; Veneridae
Exons: 4
Coding region: 43-486 (147 amino acids)
Source: RefSeq, a predicted model, not a curated record